Molecule: messenger RNA, 2657 nt
Organism: Pogoniulus pusillus (Red-fronted tinkerbird)
Lineage: Eukaryota; Metazoa; Chordata; Aves; Piciformes; Lybiidae
Gene: DNAJB6
Product: DnaJ heat shock protein family (Hsp40) member B6
Exons: 10
Coding region: 158-1138 (326 amino acids)
Molecular function (GO): Hsp70 protein binding
Source: RefSeq, a predicted model, not a curated record
ACGUCGGCAGUGACGGCGCUUCCUGUUUGCGGCUGAGGGGAGCCGCUGCCGUUGCCGUUGUCCCGGGCUGCUGGCGGGAGGGUGGUGGCCGCGCUGCGGACGUACCGGGGCAGGACUUGAAAGGCUCAGCUGUUGCUAACAAGACAACUACUGAAACAUGGUGGAUUACUAUGAAGUUCUGGGAGUGCAAAAGCAUGCCUCAGCAGAAGAUAUUAAAAAAGCGUACCGUAAAUUGGCAUUAAAAUGGCACCCUGAUAAAAACCCAGACAAUAAAGAGGAGGCAGAACGACAGUUUAAACAAGUAGCUGAGGCCUACGAGGUUUUGUCAGAUGUUGGUAAACGUGAGCUCUAUGACAAGUAUGGAAAAGAAGGCUUAAUAAAUGGAGGCGGAGGUGGAAUGCAUCACGAUAAUCCAUUUGGAUAUGAAUUUACAUUCCGUAACCCAGAAGAUGUCUUUAGGGAGUUUUUUGGUGGCAGGGACCCGUUUUCAUUUGAAUUCUUUGAAGACCCUUUUGAGGACUUAUUUGGAGGGAGGCGAGGUCCAAGGGGCAGCAGAAACAGAGGUGGUGGAUCGUUUUUCUCUGCCUUCGGUGGAUUCCCUGCUUUUGGAAGUGCUUUUUCUUCAUUUGACACAGGUUUUACUUCGUUUGGUUCUCUGGGACAUGGAGGCCUUACUUCGUUCUCCUCUACGUCAUUCGGUGGUAGUGGAAUGGGUAACUUCAAAUCAGUAUCAACCUCAACUAAAAUAGUUAAUGGCAGAAAAAUUACUACAAAGAGGAUUGUUGAGAAUGGGCAAGAGAGAGUAGAAGUCGAAGAAGAUGGCCAGUUAAGGUCGCUAACAAUAAAUGGUGAGGCAGAUGAAGAAGCCUUUGCUGAGGAGUGCAGACGGAGAGGACAACAUGCCCUGCCUUUCCAGCCGACCAACCCACGCCUGCUGAAGUCCCACAAGCCUGCCAGUUCCCCCAAAUAUGCCUAUCAUUAUAAUAGCGAUGAGGUGGAAGAACAAGAUAGAAGCCGGGUUACAAGCAGCUUGGAGACCCCUUUUUAUUUAUCAGGACACAAAGAAGGCAGCAAGAGGAGGAAGCAGAAGCAGAGAGAGGAACAGAAGAAGAAGAAGUCAACCAAAGGGAGUUACUAAAAUGGACUUCUCUGCUGUGCCAAUACCUUUAUAUAUAAUGACAACUUAAUGGUACAUUUGAGCACACCUCUUUUGUGUAUAUUUUUUGACUGUUCACACUGCUAGCAAGGAAGUGACUCCUGUUUAAAACUGUACUAAAAAUUGCACUAUGUUACCCCGGUUUAGUUUCACGGAGUGGCUUUCUUGCCAGUCGGCUUAGGGAGUUCAAACAAGGCUGAUCUCGGUUAGGAGUUUGUUGUGUUUGAAGAUUGGAAAGCAGAAUUUCUUACCUCUUCCUUCCCUGGGACUAAAAUGAUUCUAGUCUAGUGUCUGUUUGUUUGUUUUGUAGGAUAUAAAGGGUUGUGCAAAUGCCUGCUUUGUUGGGCUCCCCUGGCAUCAACAAUCAGGGCUGUUGAAAGAAGAGUCCUAUUCACUCAUGUCAUUGGGAACGGGCUUGAGCCAUGAGCUCUUGUAGGGUAAUUUAUGCAAGCUUAAUAAGUGACUUUUAUGGCUGUUGUUCUUCCCCAAGCUGGGCAGCAAAGGUUUGUCCCUGCUAUUAAAAUGUUCCUUCAUUUUAAAUUGUAUCAUGAAGUUAUGUCCUCUGAUUUUAAGAACCUUAGUGUAAUGACAGUCUCCUGUAAGCACUCCUACUGAUUUCCUUAAGCAUAGUGGAUUCCCAAUGAAUCACGUAGUGAAAUCAUUCCUUAUUUUCAGAACCUGCAGACAAAUGAUCUAAGUGCUACUUUAAAACUGGUCUUUGUUUCUGCUGAGUAAGUUCUAGAUAAGAAACAUUUUUUUUCAGCAUCCAUAGAAGAUUUUAUCAAACUGUUUCUGCAAAGAACUUAGACCUUUACCUACGACAGCAUUUUGCAUUGGUUUCAUUGCAGGAGUAAUGUUUUUUAGCUUGAAAAAACGUCUUCAAUUUAAAAGGAAUAUCUAAUUUCUGGCAAGAUGACUUCCUUGCUUCCCAUACUUGUCUCAUGUGCAUGACACAUUGCUUCUCUUAACCUUUUAGUUUCUACAGAGCCCUUCCGUUGCCUUAAGCAUUUACCUGCAUGCUUCUUGUCAGUAUGUUGCCUCCCCUAUUUAACCUCCAGGUAGGAGUUAGCAGCUUAUGUGUUUGUUAUGGUUCUUUUGUCUUCCCCAUGUCAAUGUGCUGUUGAUGUAACAAACUUAAACCUGGCAAUAUUGAAAGUUCACAGUUCCAGAGAGUCUCACUCACCCUGACAUUUAAAAGAUGUAGGAAUGCACAUAAUGGUGUAAAGAAGGAGCUAACCAGAAAAAAAAAUCAAGUCUGCAUUCUAGUAUGAGCUGAUGUAACAAAUUCUGGUGUCUCUGGUAUCUGAAUGGUUUAGCUUCAAGUGCUUACCUUGCCCCAUGUAACCCUAUGCAAACAUAUAGCCAUACAUGAGCUCUGUUAGGGUACUUGAAUUGUGGUUAAUCUGAAAAAAGACUGAGUAGCAGUUUUCUGUCACUGAAGUACCACCUUUUGUUUUGUGCAGUGUUACUAAUAUCUGAAAAUAAAGAAAAUUCUCCUUUA